Molecule: messenger RNA, 1119 nt
Organism: Pseudopipra pipra
Lineage: Eukaryota; Metazoa; Chordata; Aves; Passeriformes; Pipridae
Gene: ASF1A
Product: anti-silencing function 1A histone chaperone
Exons: 4
Coding region: 291-905 (204 amino acids)
Biological process (GO): DNA replication-dependent chromatin assembly
Cellular component (GO): chromatin; nucleus
Molecular function (GO): histone binding
Source: RefSeq, a predicted model, not a curated record
GCGGAGGGAGGGCCCUCGCCCGGAGAGCGGCCAAUCCGGGCGGGCGCUGGCGGCGAGCAGGGGCAGAAUGGGCUGUAGUUGAGUGAAAUAGGGAAAGCGGCGAACAGUGUGGAGCGUUCCCGGUGUAAAUAAAAGGGGGAGGAAAAAAAAAAAAGUUUGUGGAAGUCGCCGCCCUGCAGCCUCGCUCGGGCAGCGGUGCGGGGGCUUGUGCGGUGCGGGAGCCCGGCACGGAGGACUUUAGUGCGCGGCGUUAACACGCUCUGCCUAUUGUUUGUGUUUUUUUCCAAAAUAUGGCAAAGGUUCAGGUGAACAAUGUAGUGGUGUUGGAUAAUCCUUCUCCUUUCUACAAUCCUUUCCAGUUCGAAAUCACAUUCGAGUGCAUAGAGGACCUGUCUGAAGAUUUGGAAUGGAAAAUUAUUUAUGUGGGUUCAGCUGAAAGUGAAGAGUAUGAUCAGGUUUUAGACUCUGUUUUAGUCGGACCUGUUCCUGCAGGCAGACACAUGUUUGUAUUUCAGGCUGAUGCACCUAACCCAGGGCUUAUUCCAGAUGCAGAUGCAGUAGGUGUAACAGUUGUGCUAAUUACAUGCACUUACCGAGGUCAAGAAUUUAUUAGAGUUGGCUACUAUGUAAACAAUGAAUAUACUGAAACAGAACUGAGAGAGAAUCCACCAGUAAAGCCAGACUUUUCUAAGCUUCAAAGGAAUAUUUUGGCAUCUAAUCCCAGAGUCACAAGAUUCCACAUUAAUUGGGAGGACAACACUGAAAAACUGGAAGAUGCAGAGAGCAGUAACCCAAAUCUACAGUCUCUGCUUUCCACAGAUGCGUUGCCUUCAGCAUCAAAGGGAUGGUCAACAUCAGAAAAUUCACUAAAUGUUAUGUUAGAAUCUCAUAUGGACUGCAUGUGACUAACCACCAUCGUUUUGGUACUGUAUAUGUGUUAAACUGUAAAAACAACCAGAACUAUUUCCCUCAAAUUCCAUAAGUACAUAGUUUGAUGAGCAAUGUGAAGAACUUGUUUUAAAACAUCCUGUAGAAAGUUUAUAAAAAAAACCAAAAAACCCAACAAACAAACAGUAUUUGAGCAAAUUGUGGAAUAUAAAUACAACUAUUUUUAAGUAA